UGCGAUCUCAGAACCGCGUAACUUACAUGAAUUAAGAUCUUUUCUAGGAAUGGCAGGAUGGUGCAGGCUCUGGAUCAUGGACUAUGGACUUAUUGCCAAACCUUUAUACGAGGCACAGAAGAAUAAGACCUUGGUGUGGGAAAGACCACAACAAGAAGCUUUUCAAAAAUUGAAACAGGCCUUAAUGCAAGCGCCUGCUUUGGGCCUACCUGAUCUGAGUAAAGACUUUCAGUUAUUUGUACAUGAAUGACAGAGACUUGCUCUAGGGGUAUUAACCCAACGGCUGGGAUCUUGGAAAAGGCCCGUAGGUUAUUUCUCUAAACAACUUGACCCGGUAAGUGCUGGAUGGCCGGCGUGCUUGCGGGCGGUGGCUGCUACCGUGAUAUUAAUUCAGGAAGUCCGGAAACUGACUAUGGGGAAAAGGAUCGAAGUGUUUGUAACCCAUAUGGUGACUACUGUAUUGGAACAAAAGGGGGGCCAUUGGCUUUCCCCAAGUAGGAUGAUGAAAUAUCAGGCAAUUUUAACAGAGCAGGAUGAUGUUAUCCUAAAAACAACUAACCUAAUGAAUCCAGCUGUGUUUUUAAGCGCAGAGACUGAAGAAGAAAAUCUGGAACAUGAUUGUGUGGAGGUCAUUGAAUAUACCCACGCAAGUCGACCUGACCUGAAAGAUACCCCAUUGGAGAAGACGGAUUGGGAGCUUUUUACUGACGGCUGUAGUUUUGUGGAAAGCGGAGUGCGGUAUGCAGGAUACGCGAUUACUACUGCCAAAACAGUAAUUGAAGCUAAAUCCCUACCACCAAACACAUCAGCACAGAAAGCUGAGUUGAUAGCCCUAACUAGGGCAUUAGAGCUCAGUGAGGACAAAAGGGUCAAUAUUUGGACCGACUCAAAAUAUGCAUUCGGGGUUGUUCAUGUACAUGGAGCUCUUUGGAAAGAGCGUGGACUACUCUCCUCCCAAGGAACAAACAUCAAGUACCAAAAAGAAAUAUUGAACUUGAUUAAUGCCGUUCAAAAGCCAUCACUAGUUGCCAUCAUGCACUGUAAAGCUCAUCAGAGUGGGACAUCGAAAAUUAUUGAAGGAAACCGACUUGCUGAUCAAACAGCCCGAUCAGUGGCACGACGAGUCUGGAUGAUGGUGGGUCUUGUCUCCCAAAAGGUAAGAGCAAUUGAUUUAUUACCUACACCUUCAGAGGCACCUGAAUAUUCUACAGAAGAUGAGAAACUGGAAAGACUAGUAAAAGCCGUCAAGGAUGACCCUUCUGUUAUAGGACUGCUGAUGGCUGAUGAUCAGCAGGUGCCAAUGGCUACCACGACGGUGCAUCACCAGCAAUAUCACACCAAUCGAGACUCUUUGAUUCCUAUCCAGAAGUUGAUCCGUCAAUUGGAAAGCCAGGGUGUGAUCACAUCAGAGUGCAGUCCGCAGUUUGCUUUCACCUGGAGGGGCAUCCAGUACACAUGGAAUCGCUUGCCCCAGGGGUGGAAACACAGUCCUACCAUCUGCCAUGGACUGAUCCAGACCACGCUGUAA
Columba livia (rock pigeon) is the source of this 1528-nucleotide messenger RNA. RefSeq lists its product as uncharacterized. The record is from RefSeq and is a predicted model, not a curated record. The transcript has 3 exons. NCBI's taxonomy places the organism in Eukaryota, Metazoa, Chordata, Aves, Columbiformes, Columbidae. Gene Ontology annotation, molecular function: nucleic acid binding; RNA-DNA hybrid ribonuclease activity.